UGAUUUUCCGAUAAUUAUUCAUCGAAUAACUAAAUCAAUAAUUCAAAAAUAUUAUCAACAACAACUAUUUCAACUAAAAUUGUUUAAACGUGAUCAAAAAAUUUUCCUAUUAAUUCCAAUUUUGAUAUUUAUUUUAUCCAUAACACGAUCUUUGAUCGUAUUGAUCGUUAAUGAUGAUAGUUAUUGGCGUACAUGGUUAGUAUCAAUGUUUCAUUUAUUGAAUUUAAAUCGUCGACAACCUGAAAUGGUUGGCUUACAUAUUGUUAUCGAAAAUUUUUGCCUAUUAAUUUGGUUAUUAUUAUUAAACAAAAAUAUCUGUCUUUUUCGUAUAAUUCUUACAUAUUGUCAUCAGAUUUAUGAUCCUUGUUUGAAUAGUGAUGAAAAUUUUCAACGAUUAAAAUGUUUAUUUUAUAAUAAUAAUAAUAAUAAUCAAAAUGUUUAUUCAAAAUCCAAAUUAUUAAUGGAAAUUGAUUAUAAAUCAAUAAGAUUUUUGGCCAAACUAUUUAAAUGGCAUUAUCAUAGUCAUUGUUUUCUUGAAAUAAUAUCACCAACAAUGGUAUUAAUAUUAACAAUCAUAAUAAUUUUAUCAUUCGAUCCAUGUUUGAAUAAUUUUCAUCUAUUCAAUUAUUCAUAUUUAUUAUAUAAAUUACAUGUUGUAAUUUUCGCCAUAUUUUUAUCCAUUUGGAAUUAUUGGGGAUUAUUAUUCGCUUCGCAACCACAUCUUUAUCUAAUAUUCAUAUGUUUUAUAAUGGAAUUUAAACAUCGACAAAAUAAAAAAUCAUUUCAUCAUUCAUUUAUUCGAUCGAAUUCAAUCAAAUCAUUAUAUGAUCAUCGUAAACAACAAUCAAAUCUUUUCAAUGAAAUUGAUUUAAUCAAUAGAUAUUUUUGUUAUUAUAUUUCAUAUCUAUUUCUUAUUUAUACAUCUUUAUUUUGUCAAUUAUUAUAUGUAACAUGGAAAUCACCAAUAUUUUCAUCAAGUUGGUUAUUUUUUGGUGGCCUUUCAUUAUAUCCGGUAUUUGUUGUACUGUCACUUUGUUUGGUAAUCGCCCGGUUGUUUCAGAAAAUAUUUGAUCAUCAUAAAUAUUAUUAUUCAUUAAUGGGUCGAACAAAUUUACAAAUAAAUUAUCGAAAUAAAUUACGUUUAAUGACUACGGUAACAUUGAUUGAAAGUCGUACGGUUGGUUUUUCAUUCUUAGAUCAAACCUAUAUACAAUAUGGUACAUUAUUAACAAUUAUUUAUAUAACGGCAACAUUAUUCUUUCAAAUUAUUAAAGUAAUGCAGUUAUUGAAAAAUUGAAAUUGUCAAAACCGUAAAAAAUGAAGCAAAAAAAUUGAUUAAUCGAUUCUAAUCGUACACUUUAUUUCGCCUAAUUAAAGUAACUUGUGAUUC
Molecule: messenger RNA, 1390 nt
Organism: Dermatophagoides pteronyssinus (European house dust mite)
Lineage: Eukaryota; Metazoa; Arthropoda; Arachnida; Sarcoptiformes; Pyroglyphidae
Source: RefSeq, a predicted model, not a curated record